AAUUAGGGCAUUAUUUUAUGAGUAUGGACAUCAAGGAGUUAGUGGAAAUAGAUGGCUCCUAUUUGGAGGGCGGAGGGCAGGCCCUGCGCAACGCUCUCAGCUUAAGUUCCAUCCUCAGGCGUCCCAUCCGCGUUGUCAAGAUUCGCGCCAACCGACCCAAGCCCGGCCUGGCCAACCAGCAUCUGCAUGCCGUCAACAUGCUCAGGGAUAUAACCAAUGCCGACGUCAUUGGCAACGCUCUUCUCUCGACGGAGCUGGAAUUCAGGCCCCGCACCAUAAUAGGAGACAUGUAUAGGGAAGAUACGCACACGGCUGCCAGCAUCACGCUGAUCUACCAGACGAUACUGCCCGUCCUCCUCUUCGCCGGCAGGCCGUCGCGCGUUGAUGUGACUGGUGGAACGAAUGUGUCCUUUGCGCCCCAGGUGGAAUACAUGUUGCAGGUGCUGCAGCCGAACCUGAAACGCUUCGGCAUCGGCUUCGAGCUGAAGGUUCUGCACUACGGGUUCUUUCCACGAGGCAACGGACGCUGCCAGCUGGACGUGGAGCCGGUGCGCCAGUUGAGUGCGGGCCAGUUCCUGGAUUUUGGCCAGCCCCAGACGGUAGACGGAGUGGCGUUCUGCGCCGGCCGUAUACCCAUGAGCCUUGCGACCGACAUGCAAGAGACGGCCACCCGUGAGAUUCACAAACUCUGGCCGUACCAAGACUGCCGGAUUCAAGUGAUUAAACACUCCCCAGACAAGGCGCGCGACAAUGGGGCGGGAAUCGUAAUGGUGGCCCAUACAUCCACCGGCUGUGUUCUGGGCUCCUCAGCCUUGGGCCAGAAGAAGGUUCUAGCAGAUAUGCUAGGAUCAGAGGCAUCCUCCCAACUAGCGGGUUACAUGAGUAAGGAGAUCUGUGUGGAUGCCAACCUCCAGGACCAGCUGAUUAUCUUCAUGGCCCUCGCCAGUGGCUGCUCCCGCUUCCGCACCGGCCCCCUCACGCAACACACCCGCACCGCCAUCUACGUCGCCGAAAAAAUGACUGGCGUGAAAUUCUGUGUCGACAUUAAUCAGUCUGGACAGACUGUAGUCAGCUGCGAGGGCAUCGGCUACCGCAACGAGUUUAUCCAAAGAAAUGAAUGAUCUGUUCUAUUGUUUUAAUUUAUUUUUAUUUUUAACGAGUACGCAAAUAUAUCGAAAGCUGCCUUAGAGGCGGCGGAAUAUGGCCAGGAA
This is a messenger RNA of Drosophila persimilis, 1211 nucleotides long. RefSeq names its product RNA 3'-terminal phosphate cyclase (gene Rtca). NCBI's taxonomy places the organism in Eukaryota, Metazoa, Arthropoda, Insecta, Diptera, Drosophilidae. The record is from RefSeq and is a predicted model, not a curated record. Bases 18 to 1121 code for a protein of 367 amino acids. The transcript has a single exon. Gene Ontology annotation, cellular component: nucleus. Gene Ontology annotation, molecular function: RNA-3'-phosphate cyclase activity. Gene Ontology annotation, biological process: RNA processing.